This is a messenger RNA of Botrytis cinerea B05.10, 1858 nucleotides long. RefSeq lists its product as hypothetical. The record is from RefSeq and is a predicted model, not a curated record. Bases 353 to 1660 code for a protein of 435 amino acids. The transcript has a single exon. NCBI's taxonomy places the organism in Eukaryota, Fungi, Ascomycota, Leotiomycetes, Helotiales, Sclerotiniaceae.
GAUACUAUUGAUGUAGUACUAGAUGAUCAUAGAACAGAAUGUAGUCAAAGCUCCAUGGGCAAUCAGUGUCUUGCGCGAUUUGCCUUAUAGACCAUGUUAGGUACAUGCUAAUAAGGCUACAUACAUGCUUGUCUCUCCGCUCUGCGGGUAGCAUGCAUCGGAGAGUUUAUUUUGGGUAUUGGCGUCUCCUUGGUUUUGAGGGGUUGAAAUUUAUAUGUAUAUCUGUUGGCUGGUCCCUUGAGUAAAGUAGCUCUCUCCAUCGGCUUCAGCUUUUUGCGUUAGAUAUCAAGAUAGACAAUUAAAAGUCUCUCGAUAACAUCGACUCAUUGCAUCUCGGUUCGCUGUCGUCAAUAUGCCUAUCUCAAAGCUCAACAUAUCCUCUCCAUUGGAAGCAGGCACAUCGUUGCUCCAACCAAUGCAACUGCCGUCGGAAAUACUCGAAGCUCUCGAUUACGUAUCAAAACGUUUGGUACGAAAGAGACUUCACUUAUCAUUGAUCGUCGUCAAAAAAGAUAAUCAAAUCCAAAGUCCCGCCAUCUCCAAAGCUGCAGCCGCACCCGGUUCUUAUUCUCUCGCUGCAUCGCCAUCAGCACUCCUUUACAAUAGCGCACCACUCACAUCACACGUUCGCAACAUUUCACUCUCAAGUCGAGGUCCUUCUCCAGUUAGUUCCCGCUCUUCGAGUCCAACCAGCACGAUCUUCUCCAAUUCUCUUUCUGAGCGCUCCACCUCAACAACAACAUCUACCCUCUCCACCUCAACAAUCUAUCUUUCCCGCACAAAAUACUCCGGCCUUCCUUCUUCGCCAAAAGAUACCAUGGCCCACCACAUCCGCGCAUCUAUCUCUCCUCCCUCCUCCCCCUCUUCUCCACCCGCAGAAUGGAUCUCCCCCGACACCCCAAACCGCUACGGCAUCACCCUCAUGCAUUCCACCAGCCUCACCCCGCGCGCCGAACGCAUCCUCCGCUCAACCAUUGCCCGGGCCGAGAAAAAAUUCCCCUCCAUCGGUUCCGACUGGCUCUCCUCCUCUUCUCUCUCAUGCCCCAUCUCUGAUCCCUCGACUCGAGAUCUCAUUCGUCGUUCGCUGACUCAAAAUCGCCUCGUGUUCACCGCUCCGGGAUUAUCGCUUUACUCGCUUGACUAUCUGUAUACAUUUAAAUGCGCGCUUCAUACUUAUUCGCGCAGUCUCUCGGCGGAAGACAUGGGCGUUGCGAUUGAUGAGUUGCGACGCGUGGUUUUGGUGCGGGGAGGAGCAAUUGGGAGGAGUGAGGUGAUGAGGGGGUAUGAGUGGUUGGGAAUUUCGCUGAGUGCGCUGUGUGAUGUUGAGGAAGGGUAUAAGAAGGUUUACGGGGGCAGUGCGGGAGAAAAAGCGAUUUUUAAUGAUGAAGUGAGGAAGUCGCUUUCGGUCAAGACGUCUUUUGGUGUUGGGGAAGAGGACUUGGUGGAGGUGGGUGAGAGUGCUAAGGGUAGGGAUGGAGAAAGUCCUCUUUGGGAGAGGGAGAGCGCGAAUGGAGAUGGGGGGAGAGAAGAUCGGGGACCAUUUUUGAGGGGUGAUAGAACCCCGAAUCGAGUGGAAGAUGUGAGUCCGGGGACUAGGGGAGAGUGGGAGUAUUUGAUGAGAGGAGAAAGGAACCUCACUCUUAUUGAAGUGGAUUGUUAAAAAUUGGUCUUGUUUUUACAUAUACAUAUAUCUGGGUUAAGGAGUGCGGGUUAUGGCGUAUAUAUUUCCCGAGAACAAGAGCUGUGAUCGGGAGGAUUGGGGUUUUGUUUUAUCUGGGAUGGAUGGGUGUUAAGUUAUUAUGAUGGAUGGAUGGAUGAGAAAAUUAUGGACUUUGUAUAUACUUUUACUGCAUCCUCA